Messenger RNA from Cheilinus undulatus (humphead wrasse), 3454 nucleotides. RefSeq names its product cryptochrome-1-like. Bases 782 to 2662 code for a protein of 626 amino acids. Lineage: Eukaryota; Metazoa; Chordata; Actinopteri; Labriformes; Labridae. Gene Ontology annotation, molecular function: DNA binding; FAD binding. The transcript is spliced from 14 exons. Gene Ontology annotation, biological process: circadian regulation of gene expression; entrainment of circadian clock by photoperiod; negative regulation of DNA-templated transcription. The record is from RefSeq and is a predicted model, not a curated record. Gene Ontology annotation, cellular component: nucleus; cytoplasm.
GUCACGGCUGUAGGUGCGGCGAGGAGGUUGAGCAGCUAUUCGUAGACGUUGAGGGAAAAAUUUCUGAUAUAGCAACUCAAAACAACCGCUCGGACCUGAAGGAGACGAUACAUACGGAACAGAGACGGAUUUAUAAAAGCUAAGUGAUCAUUUAGGUACAUUCAGUCGAAGAAAUUAACAGUAUUGCAGUGAGAAUUUGUAUUUACAUAACCCGCUUUCUCAGUAUUCACGGCUUGCCACCGUGUCUUGUGGCCGUUAGCAUCGCCAACUGCCUCAAAUUGAGCGAGUUGAUACCUUUGUUAUCAAAUAAGACGUAUAUAAUGCUUCUUGAAUGUGGGUUCAACAAAGCGAUUUAGUUCAUGUACAUUUAUAAAUCCAUUUUUCAUUAUUCAGAAAAACAAGUUAUACAACAAGCAACACUGGUGCCCCUCAGAGAACCAGGUCCUAACGCCCGCCGUGUUUGUAGCUGUCACAUUGCCGAGGAGCGCGCGCUGUCCGCGGCCCAAAUGGUUCAGCAGCCAACGGUUUUUAGAUUCUUCGACAUAAUGGAAAAAGUUCUGUUAGAGCAAGGCUAAUUUACUAGACUAGCACUGAAAUCAAGAAGUUUGUGUGCUAAAAAGGCAUACGAGCUAUUUCCCUCACAUAUUUGGAUUCAUUUUGGACUUUUUUCUUGGACAUACUUUUUUUAAACACUGCCAGAAAGUCGGAAUAACAGAGGAGUGAGCACAGAAAGACUCUUUCAUCAUUCAAAGACGAAUAUAAGGACUCGUCAAGUUGAGUAAUGGUCAUUAAUACGAUCCACUGGUUCAGGAAGGGCUUGCGGCUCCACGACAACCCGUCGCUCAAGGAAUCUCUGCUGGGAGCGGACACUGUCCGCUGCGUCUACAUCCUCGACCCCUGGUUCGCGGGAUCUUCCAACGUUGGGAUCAACAGGUGGAGGUUCUUAUUGCAGAGUCUUGAGGACUUGGACUCGAGCCUUCGUAAGCUCAACUCUCGACUGUUUGUGAUUCGAGGCCAACCCACUGAUGUCUUUCCCAGACUUUUCAAGGAAUGGAAGAUCUCUCGUUUGUCUUAUGAGUACGACUCUGAGCCGUUUGGGAAGGAGCGAGAUGCAGCUAUUAAGAAACUGGCCUCUGAGGCCGGAGUGGAGGUGACAGUUCGCAUCUCCCACACUCUCUAUGACCUGGACAAGAUCAUAGAGUUAAAUGGGGGUCAGUCCCCUCUCACCUACAAGCGGUUCCAGACCCUCAUCAGCCGUAUGGAAGCAGUGGAGGUGCCUGCAGAGUCCAUCACAGCUGAAAUCAUGGGGAAAUGCACAACGCCGCUGUCCGAAGACCACGAUGACAAGUUUGGGGUCCCAUCUUUGGAGGAGCUGGGUUUUGAUACUGAAGGUCUGUCUUCAGCUGUGUGGCCAGGGGGAGAGACAGAAGCUCUUACACGGCUUGAGAGGCAUUUAGAGAGGAAGGCAUGGGUUGCCAACUUUGAGCGUCCGAGAAUGAACGCCAACUCUCUGCUGGCGAGCCCGACGGGCCUCAGUCCGUACCUGCGUUUUGGCUGCCUUUCCUGUCGCCUCUUCUACUUCAAACUCACCGAUCUUUACAGGAAGGUAAAGAAAAACAGCUCCCCUCCCCUCUCGCUCUACGGUCAGCUCCUGUGGCGUGAGUUCUUCUACACGGCGGCUACCAACAACCCCUGCUUCGACAAGAUGGAGAGCAAUCCCAUCUGUGUGCAGAUCCCCUGGGACCGCAACCCAGAGGCUCUGGCCAAGUGGGCCGAGGGCCGGACCGGUUUCCCCUGGAUCGACGCCAUUAUGACCCAGCUGAGGCAGGAGGGCUGGAUCCAUCACCUGGCCCGGCACGCCGUGGCGUGUUUCCUGACCAGAGGAGACCUGUGGAUCGGCUGGGAGGAGGGCAUGAAGGUGUUUGAGGAGCUGCUGCUGGAUGCAGACUGGAGUGUGAAUGCAGGCAGCUGGAUGUGGCUCUCCUGCAGCUCUUUCUUCCAGCAGUUCUUCCACUGCUACUGCCCCGUAGGCUUCGGCCGACGCACGGACCCCAACGGAGACUACAUACGGCGCUACCUGCCCAUUCUGAGAGGGUUUCCAGCCAAGUAUAUUUAUGAUCCCUGGAACGCCCCGGAGAGCGUGCAGAAGGCAGCCAAGUGUAUCAUCGGAGUGCAUUACCCAAAGCCCAUGGUGCACCACGCCGAGGCGAGCCGCCUCAACAUCGAGAGGAUGAAACAGAUCUACCAGCAGCUCUCCUGUUACAGAGGCCUCGGCCUUCUGGCAACUGUGCCGUCCAACUCCACCAACAACGGGAACACUGAGACAUCCUCAGACGUGAUCGGAUACUCUGUGGAGUCGACUCACGAUGCUGCAUCUACGUCUGGCUAUCAAGUGCCGGUUCAUUCCCAGGACGACUGGCAGAGCGGAGUCAUGAUGUACCUGCAGGAAGACCCUCAGACCAGCAUGGCUGCACACCAGCAGGGUUAUGCAAGCACCAGUGCUGGUGUGAUGUGUUAUCCUCAAAGCACACAGCAGAUUCCUGGCGCUCAAAUCCAAAAAGGACCGGAGCACCACAGCACCACUCAGACCAGUGGAAAGCGGCACAGCGAGGACUCUGGGAAUGGAAAAGGGUCCAAAGUCCAGAGACAGAGCAGCCACUAGACAGGAGUGUGUGCGGCCCACUGUCAGUCACAUCAUCACCACAUCUGACCCCAAAAUGGAUGCUAAGACUUUUUGUUCCAGCACUACACUGUUGCAUGAGCACACCUUUAGAAGGACAUGUCAUUAAACCCACUCUCACGAUCUGGACUGUAUAUUCUCAUGUGGACUGCACAGCCCAGCUGCAGCGGAUGUUACACUGUGCUCGUGAUUCGUCGGGACAAACCGUCUUUGUGUAUAUAAAGAAUUUGCUAAUCUCAGCUCACAUACAAACUUGUACAUAUUUGGAUAUUGUAUGUGUGUUUUCUCUCUUUGUGUAGCCAUAGACCCAUUGAUAUAUUUUUGAUAUGAGAAAUCAUUGUGGAUGGAUCUUUCUUUUUUGGAAACUUUUCAAUAAAAUUAUUAAAGCAUUUAUAGACCGUCCGUUUAAAAAAGAAAAGGUGUAAAAUCUUGUAUCUAUUCAAAUACAGCCGCCUGUCUGCUUGUUUUAUUCUACUACCCACUUUUCUCCUUUUUGAGCCAUCCGAUGUAUCUAAACAGAUGUGUUUGAUCAAUUCCUCGCUUAUCUCAGUGCUUGUUUUGUUCCUUCUCACUGUAGAGGCAAUAUCAGUGUGACUUAUCUAUCCAGUUACUGCCUGUGUCGAUGGUUGAGAAAAGGAGACUUCAUAUCAUGGUGGCCCUCUCCCCCCUCGCUCUGUAUAAACCCCCAAAUAAAUGUACCACUGGAGAGAAAAGCUUCACCUGCUUCUUGUUUCUUCUCAUUGUGCUUGUUUGAUUAAAACUGGUUGAAAUAUA